Messenger RNA from Larimichthys crocea (large yellow croaker), 8879 nucleotides. It is a transcript of the gene ripor3, whose product is annotated as RIPOR family member 3. NCBI's taxonomy places the organism in Eukaryota, Metazoa, Chordata, Actinopteri, Sciaenidae. The record is from RefSeq and is a predicted model, not a curated record. The coding region runs from base 790 to 3846 and encodes 1018 amino acids. The transcript is spliced from 25 exons.
UUAAGGUUGACAGAGGAGAGGCAGAAAGAGAAAGAGUUGGCGAUACAGAUGUGAUAUGAAAUUGAGAAUGACAAGUGUUGAAGGAGAGAGAAGAAGGCAGGAUGUGAGAAAAGGUUGUUGAGUCGAGAAGGAAAGAAGGAGGAGGAGGAGGAGAAGGAGGAGAGCAGACAGAAGGAGUGUUAAGAGCUUAAAAAAAACAAGAUAGAAAGCAAGAAAGGCAGCAGGAGCAGCGAAGAAUGAGGAGAUGAAGAGAAGGAAAAGGGCUUGAGUGCAUUAAUUGAAACUGACAGAAGGGAAAGGAGCAGAUUGUAAGAGUGGGGAGUGUUGAAAGAGGAGGAGAGAAACACAAAAGAGGGAGUGGAGAAGAAGCUGAGGGGGAGAGAGAGAGAGAGAGGAGAGGAGCAGAUAGGAGAGGAGAGGAGAGGAGAGGCAGGAGCUGGAGAAUAAAGUGUGUGACAGAGAAAGAGAGAGGAGGAGAUAUGAGGAGGAGAGCCGAGAGAGAAGAAAGAGAAAGAAAACUUCAUUCAGCGUUUGUGUCUGAAGCCCUCUGUGACGUCGACGUGAAACCCUCUCGAGCUGCUGCUGCUGGACUGAAUGCUAUCAGGACCGAACAGGCAGCUGCCAAACCCACUGACACACACACACACACACACACACACACACACACACACACACACACACACACACCAAAGCAAGCGGAGGAGCUCCCCAGCAGUGUUGGAUAUGACUCGUUUGGUGUGGUGGACUCAGCGUGACAGUUGGGAAUAACCGGUUCCUCAUCCAGUCAGGAUGUCGGUGAAGCUACGAUUCGACUCGCCUUCAGACGGAGGUUUGGUCCACAGGAGCCGCUCCUUCACCGGUUUCAGCUCUCUGAAUGGACGACGACGGCCGUCCUCUGCUCGAAACUCUCUUCGCUCCAAAGCCAUGACGGGAGGUAAAUCUCCCAGGAUGCACCUGUCUCCCAGCAGAAGUGCAGGAUCUAUCUGGUCUCUGCAGCCGGAUCAGGUCGACAGGGUCUUCCAGGCGUUACGCAAAGGACUCAAGGAGUUUCUGGAGGGUCACCAGGCAGAGAUGGACUUCCUGUCGUCACAGCAGAGAGAGACAAAGAGAAACUCCAGACUGGCCUUUCUGUAUGAUCUGGAGAAGGAGAUGAGAGCGUUGGAGAGAUACAUACGAAGGCUCGAAUUUCAGAUCAGCAAGGUGGAGGAGCUGUAUGAGACGUAUUGUAUCCAGUGGAGGUUGUGUGAGGGAGCGGUCAACAUGAAGAGAGCCUUCUCGCUGUCCCCGUCCACCAGAGCCUCCAGAGAGAGUCUGCUGGAGCUCAAUCGCAACCACAGACACAGCCUGCAGGACAUGUCCGUUAUCGAAGGAGAGCUGGAAAUCCUCCUCGGAGCACUACACAUCAAAAUGAAAGGUCUGAUCGGCUUCGCUCGCCUCUGCCCCGGAGACCAGUACGAGGUGGUGGUGCGAUUGGGUCGCCAGCGAUGGAGGAUCAGAGGGAGGAUCGAAUCAGACGACACGCAGUCCUGGGAUGAAGAGGAGAUGAUCUUCCUCCCGCACAUACACCACAACUUUGAGAUCAAGGUGACGGAGGCGAAGGGUUUGGGUUGGCUGCUGGUCGGCAUGGUGACCUGUGCGAGCGCAGACUUCUUCGUGGUGAAGCCUCAGCUGAUGUUGGUGGACAUCACGGAGCUGGGAACCAUCAAACUCCAGCUGGAAGUCACCUGGAAUCCGUUUGACAGCACUGAGAAGAUGAGGCCGCUGUCUGUCAGCAGGCAGUCGGUGUCCAGCAGGAAGAGUUCAGUUUACAGCUGGACGGCACCGAGCACCCCCUCCUUCACCGAGAAAUACUUCAUAUCGAUGGUGCGUGAUCUGCGGGAUCCAGAAGGUUCCCUCCCGUCUCUGGUGUCUAAGAGUCGACACAACAGAGGAGGCGUGUCUCUGCUCAGCUACCUGUCCGACCCUUCGCACACCUCCAUCACGUCCAACCACAGCCCUCAAAGCCCCUACAUGCUCAGUCUCAAGCGGACUCACAGCUACCCGUUCAGCCACAGUCAAGGCACCAGUCUGGGAGGAAGCCAGACUCAGCUGUCCCUCGGGGAGGAAGAAUCCCUGGAGGUCUCUGCAGAGGACGAAAGAAAGAAAGACGGAGAGGAGUGGGGGAGCGUGUUGGAUACUCGCUCCACGCCAGCGGAGAGUAAAACUGGUUCCCUGCUGGCUCUGCAGAUGUCCAGCACUCCGGACAUCCUUAGAAAGAACACAGCUGGAGAAACGGAGCCUGAGACGCACAGUGCAGCUCUGGGACCAACCGACACUGUCAGCGUUCAGGACUCCCCAGAACUUCAGUCAUAUUCUGCCCCUGACUCACCCACACCCGCUGCUCAGCCCCCAGCUGAAACCCCUUCAUCGCCCACGCCUGCUGCACCGACCCCAUCAGGGAGGCCCGUGGUGAGCGGUGUCCAGCGCAGGACCCAGGCGCUCCGGCUGGGAGCUCUGUUCACAGAGCUGGAGAAGACAAUCCAGAACCAGAGCUGCUCUGAGAAGGAGCUGAGAGCUCUGGACCACCAGAUACUGCAUCUGGCAACCAUACUGAAGAACGACCUCUCCCUGUUGAGAAGCUCAUCCUCAGAGGAGACUCUGGCUGUGGAGGAAGUUCUGGGCAGCUUUGACUUCCUGUCACAUGACUUCAAUGCAGAUGAUGACACUUCCUGUUUGGGCAGCUUGAGACUAAAAGACAGCGGCAUCAGUUCUUUCCAGCAGAGCACUCGGAGGAGCCUCGGGCUCGUCUCUGAUAACAGCCAAUCAGCUUCUGAGGAAGAAUUGGUCGUCGCUCCUUUGACUUCUGGGAAUUGGGGUCUUGACUUGGCUCUUGAGAAUCACCUGGAUAUAUGUUGCAUCCUGCUACAGAUGACAAGAACGACCAACUUCAGCCCAUCUAGGAAGGAGCUGCUGGACGAAAUCGCCCUGCAAGCCGAAGUCCUGGACAGAGUCAGCUGUCUGCUGCUAGAGAAGAACGACAACAUCUCUGCUAGUGACAUCCUCCCGAAGGCCCAGAGGACGAGGAAUGUGCUGCUGUUCUGGGAGGAGUGUACGAACGACAGCAGCUCUCCUUUCUUUUGCCACUCGGACAGUUUAAGCAGGACGCUGAAGAAACGCUACACGCACAAGGUGAAGGCCAAGCAGCCCGGCCAAUCAGAGAAAGUGUUUUCUCAGCUCCUGCAGCAGCUCCAGGCGGCCUGUCGGGUGGUGCCCAGCCUGCGGCCGGUCUGCAGCCCGGAGAGAGUCACCCUCUUCCAGGUGUCAGUGUAUCUGAAACGCUGGAGCAUCCAGGACCUGGGAGAGCACAUCUCACGCCUCUCCAAAGAAGAGUAUGUCCUGUCGUCCAUGAGGGGCCCCAAAAGGAGGCGGGCUUUAAAUAAGAUGAGGGGGCGGUGCAUAUCGGAGCUCCUCCCACUGGGAUGCACGCUGCAGGCUCUGGCCGCCCUGCAGAUCGACUCCAACCACAAAGUGUGCAAAGCUGCCGCCAACUGUCUUGGCAGAGCUGCAGGAUGCAAAGCCUUCAGGAGCAAGGCGCUAGUUUACUACACAGAGAGCCUGAAAAGCACUGAUGUUCAGAUCCAGCAAGGCUCCUGUCUGGCUCUUAAAUGCCUCAGGGCGACAGAGAGCGUGGACCUCAUAGCAGAUUUGUGGAGAUCGUCGGAUGAAGAUCUUCGAAACGCUGCCAAAGAGACCGUCCUCUCCUUUGGUAAAAAGGGCUAUCUGGCCUUCCAGAGGAUGGACCAGCUUUACACUGAGAUGCAGGAGGAGGCUUAUCAGAACGAAGAGACCGAGAUCACCUUUCUAUAGGAGAACAAGUCUGGACCUAAAGCAGGCAGAGCGUCUCUGUUAAGAGUCUCAAUGAUCCUGACUGUCAGGAUAAGAGACAAAGCUGGAGUUGGAUAAAAGCUUACGACACAUCGCGCUUUCUGAUUUUUGUUUGAAGAAAUGCCAAAGAGACGAGCGCAGAGGGAGAUCCGAAGAUCUGGUGACUCUAGCUUUCUCUGGAUGGAUCGCUCGCUGAUGUUUCUGCUUCAUCCUGUCACCAGAGAACUUUACUGGGAUCUUAUUAUGAUGAAAUAUAAGUUUAAAGAAGGAGUUCCCCCCUUUUUUCGUUAUUUAACCUGCUAAAAUUCUUUGUGCAGCUUUAAAAUUAUUUCUGCUUUUCCUGUGUUAGGACUUUUUUUUUAUGGAAAAUGAAAGAGAAUGUAUCAUUUCACAUGUGUGUACUGCAAAUCUAAAAUAUCAUAUGAACAUUAAAGCCUGCGGGACCAAAUAAAUCCCUAAUAACAGCCCCAAACAACCUGCCUGUGAGAGUCACAUUGAAUAGAGGGACAGGAGUCUACGAAUCCACCUGUGGCAGUUUUUUUUUCCUCUGAGCUCUACUUACUUCUCUUGUGUUCAGGAGCUUUUGAACGUUUAGCAGCAGGAACAUAAAAUGGCUGCUGAAAAUGUUUCCACAAACAGGAGCUGUGACAUUCAGGGACGCCAAAGGAUUUACAGUAUAAACAACUCUGGCAGGCAGCCAAGCUGCAUUUAAGAGGGUUUUUCACUUUGCUGUGCUGAACGGGUGCUUUCUGUCAGCGAGCUGUAACAGGGUGAUAAAAAGUGUUUCCAUGUGAGAUACAUUCAUCGAUUUAGCUUUAAGGACGUGACAAUCCUGAAGCACUGCACACAGGGAACUUAUCCAAACAUGUAUGAACAGUCUAACAUCGAAUGCAUGACUCAUGUUACCAUAAGUGUGAACACUUGAUGGAUGAUCGAAUGUUUACAUUCAUUUACAUGCAAUCAAAUUAGCCCUUAUUCUCAUUAUCAGUUAGUCUGCAGAUUCUUUUCUCAGAUCAUUUUUUGUUUUGUCUAUAAAAUGUGGAGAAAAGACAAAAAAUGUAUAUCUAGGCCACGUUUUACUACAACGAGCAUUCAAAAUGCUGAUGCGUGCACGCAAGAUACAACUCAUUCCCAUGUUUAUUAAUUUAUGGAGAGAAAAAAAACAUUUUGUGGCCACGUUUUAAUACAUCGAGCAUCUGAAAGGUUAGUGUGCAUACGAGAUACAUUUUGUGCAAUGCAUCUACUUCAGGUAUUAUGCGAGGCUCGUGCUGGGCACAUAUUCUUUGAGCUACCAAGGCCACCAACUGUACACUGAGGACUAAAACUAUCAAAUCAGCUGUAACCUGGCAUCGAUUUCUUCACCAUAAAGAAGCUUCUGUUGAAUGCAUACAGCACAGUACAGCACGUCUUACGUAAAGGUCCAUGUAACCUAAACAUCUCUCUCAACAAAUUGCAUCUUGUGCGCAUGCAAUAGCAUUUUGGGAAGUGGGUGUAGUAAAACAUGGCUUAUAUAUAGUUUUAAUUCUCACUCCAGGCUUUUAUAACAACAUUUUAAAAUGUGUUGUUUUAUAAACAGGCCAAAACCCAAAGAUAUCCAGUUUGACUCAAACCCUUUCUCUUCACAGGUCACCUACAACUCUUCUCCAUCGCCCUUCGGUCCUGAUCCACCUUUUUGUUGCCUUGUUUUCUUGCCCACAGACUCCUCACAUCUCUAGCCAUGUAUAUGAAAUUAAGUCUACCCCUUAAAUGAUCACAUUUAAGGAGCUGGAAGCAGCAAGUGGUCAGAUACAAACAUUUAAGUGAGAGAACGGGUCUGUGACAUUGUAAUCCAGCUAGUUUGAUGGCAUAUUCAUUAAUAUGUAUGAAAUUAACUGAGUUAACGCUGAAGAUCUAUGAAGCAUCAAGCAUUCAUCCUGCAUUAAAUCAUGAGUCGUGCAUCAGUUUCCUCGUCUCCUUUGACGAUGUGUCCCAGGUUUCUCUCAUUGUUGAAGGCAGCGGGGUCAGUCUGUAUGGACCCAGCUUUGUAUCAUCAUGAGACACAGGCAGGUGCUGUCCUCUGCUGGCUGUCUAAGCCAACUGAAGUUUGGGAAGGGCCCUGACCUGAGGAUGUUUUCACUUAACCACAGAGUAGAUUUGGCUGUGGGUAAACUGACCUGGGACCCCUCUGACGGGGAUAUUUAAGGAAUGUUUGGAGGGUCAGUGAAUGGCAUGGGAAGAAGUCUGAUUUUCCUCCAGCCUCGAUCAACUCUGCAUCGUGUUUGGAAAGCUUCUGGUGUAAGAAAUGUGCCAGGGAAUUAUCAAAUUAUAUCACGUUCCUCUCACGAUAUAAAGAAGGGAAUCAACAUUCUCAGAAUACCAAAGCUUGACUCAAUUCAGCCACACCGCCAAAAUCUCACAGUGGAUGCCAAAAUGUAAAACAGCACAGGGAGGACACGGUUUGUCCUUUUUUUUUAUUGUUGUUUCAGAUCAUGAGUCAGAUCAGCUCCUAAAACCAAACUUUGAAAAUAUUCAGGGCAUAAACAAGAAGCACAGUUGGGUUUUAACUCUGCGUGGUUUGUUUUGGUCGACCUCAUGCAGGACCGGAUAGUUUGGAGAUUUGUAAAGACAAUAACUUUGUUUGUAUGGAUGUAGAAUAUAUUUGACUAAGUAUACCUCCCAGCACUGACGGCUGAACACCAGUUUUCUGUUUGUCUUUAGUGAUAUCGGCAAACUGAUCAGCUGAGAGUCUCUGAGGCUGCAGCACUUUUUCUGUUUUAGCUGCUGUUGCAAAAAGCAGCAGGAUGUCUGAAGUCAGAAUGUUUGUCGUCAGCGUUGUUUUCAUGCAAGGAAAGAUGAUAAAAAGGUAACGGAGGAAUGUAGAGCUGACAAAGGAAAGACAGCAGGAGGGUAAAGGACGUAAAGAUGUGAGGGAUACAUGUGUGCGACAGAACUUUACGAGCUAAAUGCGAACAUGCCAACAAUGUGCGACCCACUGACAGUACAAAGAAUGGACGGCGUACCCGUGACGUCACCCACGGGUUUCUGAAGCUUUGUGUUGAAGCUCAAAGUCUGGUUGGCGGUCCUGCCUCUUCUGCCUCCGGGCUAAUCUAAAAAUGGGUAAAGACGUGGAUCUCUGUUACCAUUUGUUAUCUCGACAUAAUGACAUAAAUCAUUUGAGAAAACAAAAUUACUCAUCACAAGAAAAGAGUUAAUAAAAAUGCAUGAAUGCACGACUGCUUGGUGCUUCCGUAGUGUUUUUUGAAAUGUGUCCGUUAAGUUCAAAGUAACACACUGUGACACGUUUAGGCCUCUGGACUUAUUUCUUAACUUUUGCACUUUGAAUCGAGACUUAGAUUUCUGACGUCGUACCACCUGGUUUGAACAAAUAUCGUAGCUGGAUGUAUUUUGCUUACAGAAAAUGUGUAUUAUCGAGACUUUAUAGUGCAUUUAAUACUUAAAAAAUAAAGGAAGCGUUUCACUUUUGUGAAAAAAGGACACUCACCAUGGCUGCUGUGCUCUUUUCAGGCUUUUUUUAAGCCUUUUUAUUUUUGACAGUAACAGCUUGAGACUGAGCAGCGAGGGGGGAAAGAAAGAGAGGCGACGCCAUGCAGCGAUGAGCUAUGGGUUGGUAUCAAAUCUGACGUCAGGCUGCUUUAAUUUAAACUGCAGAGACGCUUAUUAAACCUGCUGCUUUUAUGCCUUUACAGAUUUGCAAAGACUCAUUAAAUCUUUCUAUAAAAAAUGAUGGCAUUAUAAUUUAAAGGUAUUUCUGACAUAAAGGCAGCACCCCUGAUACAUUGAACAUACAGUAGAUAAAAGAAUGAUUGGAGCAUCUGUGGCUCUAAUCAAUGAAUAUUUUUAUGGCAUAAAAAUAGUCUCUGAAUGCUUUGAAUCUGACCUGCACCCACUUGAGGUUUAUAACUAUAAGCUCACAAAAUAAGAAAUAGAAAUAGUAAAGCACGAAGUUUCUCUCGGCUCCGAGAAGCAAUAAAUCAUCGUGCUGUUUUAUAAAACACACAGGACUUUUUCAGCUGUUCCAGGAUGAAAAAUAUCAAUUAAGAGGAGGUGAAUAAUGAUGUUUAACUCUGCGGGGGAAACGGGAGCAGGUCAUUAGCUUCGCUUACACUUCAGUUGCAUCAUCUGAAACUCGCAUCCAGCUCUAGUUUUGUCUGUCUGAGCGUCAGUUUUGUUCUCACGCUGGAGUGCGACUGCUGUCACGAUGCCACACUUUCUCCAUUUAUACUUGCAGAGUUAAAUUCAAGACUUUAAAGGGCCGGUGUGCAACAUUUAGGAGGAUCUAUUGACAUAAUACUUAUAUUUGAUUUAAGGAUGGGCAUGAACACAACACUGAGCUGCACAUGUUUUAACACGUUGAGAGGAAAAACUUUAUUUAAAUUAAAACCAAAGCAAUAAUGUAGCAGUGAGCAAUGUUCAGCACUGCGACAGGAGGCCACACGCACACACACACACUCACACACCAAUAGGUACACAGUAUAAACACCUUAGCCUGUGUCUGACAGCUAAACAUAACACUUACAGCAGCGACACACGAGGAAACUUAAUGACAGCGAGAAUAUCUCCUCAACCAGCACUCUGUAUUACUCAUUGAUGCUGGAAAUACUGACGUAUGCUACGUUACCUCGUGUAUCGCCACGUUUUUACAUCAGCAUGUCAUGAGCACACACAAAAAUACACUCCUAUCGCACGUUAACACAAACUUUCUUUCACACACACUCCGACACACACACACAUCCAGAUUAUUAUACUACCCUUUGGAAACCUUCAGCAUUUUGUUUUAAUUAAUUAAAAGUCGUGUGUGAACUUGAAAAAGAAAAGAAAAAAAAUAACGGCAACCCAUGCACAAAAAAAAAGAAAAAGUUCAGAUGGUGAGUCUGGCGGUCGGUGACAUUCACUCCGAGGCAGGAGGAGGAAGAGGAGACGAGGAAGACGAGGGGGGGCAGCUGCAGAGCGUGGUCGGUAGUGACGGCGGGACAGUUUCUCAGCAUUAUCACACCCUCCUGAGGUGCGUUUGUGUG